This is a messenger RNA of Fusarium pseudograminearum CS3096, 729 nucleotides long. RefSeq lists its product as uncharacterized. Lineage: Eukaryota; Fungi; Ascomycota; Sordariomycetes; Hypocreales; Nectriaceae. The transcript is spliced from 3 exons. Bases 1 to 729 code for a protein of 242 amino acids. Gene Ontology annotation, molecular function: acireductone synthase activity; magnesium ion binding. The record is from RefSeq and is a predicted model, not a curated record.
AUGACGCUCAACCUCAACGACUUUGAUGUCCUGGUGUUUGAUAUUGAAGGAACCGUUUGUCCCAUCUCCUUUGUCAAGGAUGUCCUAUUCCCAUAUGCACUCGAGGCACUUCCCAAAGUCUUGGAACAAGAGUGGGACAGCCCAGAGUUUGCAAAGUAUCGUGAUGCUUUUCCCGAAGAGUACCGCAACUCGCCUUCUGACUUUGAAGCCCACGUCCACGAUCUUGUGAAGCGCGAUGUCAAGAUAACCUACCUCAAGUCGCUCCAGGGAUACCUCUGGCUGCAAGGUUACGAGUCGGGCAACAUCGUCGCUCCCCUUUUCCCAGAUGUCGAAACUUUCUUCAACGAGGCCACCCAGAGCGGAAAGAAGAUCAUCAUCUACUCCUCCGGCUCGGUCCCUGCGCAGAAGCUGCUCUUCGCGCAUACGAAUUCUGAGAAGUCAGAUAUGACACCUCUUAUCACCGAUUAUUUCGACACCACCAAUGCGGGGCCCAAGACCGAGGUCGACAGCUACAGCAAGAUCAUCUCUCAUCACCCGGAGCACAAGGACCUCAACAGAUGGCUCUUCCUAAGCGAUAACAUCGACGAAGUCAAGGCUGCUGUUGGGGCGGGUAUGCGAAGCCUGCCCGUCGUUCGUCCUGGAAACGCGCCGUUGCCGCCAAAUGAACCUCUGUCAAAAGUCGCAAUUACCGAGUUCAAGCACUCAGAAGUUGCUUCAUUAGGAGUAUGA